AUGAACAAUCCAGGUUGGGACAAAUUCGCCCAGGACUUCCAGAAACGGGCACAAGAGAUUGCUAAGAAGCAGGGCGGUCGUAGACCUCCGGGAUCCCCGCUGGGUAUGUUUGCUGGACUCGGCGGACUUUUGUUGUUGGGUGCUGGUGCCCUGUUCGUUGACAAUGCUCUUUACAACGUGAACGGUGGUGAACGGGCAGUUAUUUACGACAGAUUGAAGGGUGUUCGUCCGGAAGUGGUGGGAGAAGGAACCCACUUGAAGAUCCCGUUCAUUCAAUUCCCAACUAUUUAUGAGAUCCGUGCCAAACCAAGAAGCAUUGCCUCCUUGACGGGAACUAAAGACUUGCAGAUGGUGAACAUUACCUGCAGAGUUCUUUCUCGGCCGGAAGUCAGCUCUUUGCCUCUGAUCCAUCGUACGUUGGGCAAAGACUACGACGAGAGAGUUCUUCCGUCGAUUGUGAACGAAGUGUUGAAGGCAGUUGUUGCCCAGUUCAACGCUGCCCAGCUCAUCACACAGAGAGAGAAAGUCUCGAGACUUGUGAGAGAAAACCUGGUCAGAAGAGCAGCCAACUUCAAUAUCCUGCUGGAUGACGUGUCGUUGACAGCCAUGACGUUCUCGCCAGAGUUCUCCACAGCGGUGGAGGCUAAACAGAUUGCUCAGCAAGACGCUCAAAGAGCAGCAUUUAUUGUCGACAAAGCUAUUCAAGAAAAGCAAAGUUUGGUGGUCAAGUCGCAGGGAGAUGCCAAGUCUGCGCAGCUGAUUGGUGAUGCGAUCAAGAAGUCCAAGGACUAUGUGGAGCUCAAGAGACUCGACACCGCCAAGGAGAUCGCCACCAUUUUGGCUAGAUCUCCAAACAGAGUCGUCCUGGAUAACGAGGCCUUGUUGCUGAAUACCGUGACCGACUCGAGAGUGACCAAGAAAUAG
Molecule: messenger RNA, 924 nt
Organism: Ogataea philodendri
Lineage: Eukaryota; Fungi; Ascomycota; Pichiomycetes; Pichiales; Pichiaceae
Exons: 1
Coding region: 1-924 (307 amino acids)
Biological process (GO): mitochondrion organization
Cellular component (GO): mitochondrion; membrane
Source: RefSeq, a predicted model, not a curated record